Messenger RNA from Daldinia childiae, 975 nucleotides. RefSeq names its product Solute carrier family 25 member 38 like protein. The record is from RefSeq and is a predicted model, not a curated record. Bases 1 to 975 code for a protein of 324 amino acids. Gene Ontology annotation, cellular component: mitochondrion; mitochondrial inner membrane. NCBI's taxonomy places the organism in Eukaryota, Fungi, Ascomycota, Sordariomycetes, Xylariales, Hypoxylaceae. The transcript is spliced from 2 exons. Gene Ontology annotation, biological process: glycine import into mitochondrion. Gene Ontology annotation, molecular function: glycine transmembrane transporter activity.
AUGUCGCAGAAGACAGCAGCCGGAGGCAAGUCUUCGUCAACCUUCCACUUUGGUGCUGGUCUCGGCUCUGGCACAUUAAGCGCUGUACUUCUACAGCCGUUCGAUCUUCUUAAGACACGCGUGCAACAGUCAGGUUCACACUCAAUUAGAGCUGCUAUAAGAGAGAUUGCCAAGUCUCCAAAUGCAUUGACUGCCUUCUGGAGGGGCACGGUUCCGUCAGCCCUGCGGACGGGCGUCGGGUCGGCCAUCUACUUUACCACCUUGAAUAUGAUUCGGCAGCGUGCAACGACCUUUUCGUUCGCUACAGUUCCGGCCUUUGAUAAGCAUGGGUCUUCUUCUUCCCUGCCGAAACUUUCUAAUACCGCAAACAUGGUAUCCGGAGCCGUCGCCCGAGCUUUUGCGGGCUUCAUCCUCAUGCCAUUGACGGUUAUCAAGGUACGCUACGAAUCAAACUUGUAUUCAUACAAGUCGAUCGCUGGCGCUGCCAGGGAUAUAUACAAAACCGAGCGCAUCCCAGGCUUCUUUGCUGGCUUUGGUGCUACUGCCCUUCGAGAUGCCCCGUAUGCUGGGCUCUACGUUCUUUCGUAUGAACAAUUCAAAAAGCGACUCAGUGCCUGGCUUUAUGUAAGGCCGGCUAUCACUCACGCGAAAGCCAGCCUAGGGAUGGGGAGUUCUCUGUCUGCUAUGAUUAACUUCAGUUCCGGCGCGCUCGCUGGUGCAACGUGUUCCUUCAUAUCGAACCCGUUCGACGCCGUCAAGACGCGCAUACAACUGCAACCCCGCCAAUACCGUAACAUGGUUCAAGCGUGCCGCAAGAUGAUCACGGAGGAAGGUGUACGGUCACUCUACGACGGACUUGCUCUGCGCAUGACGCGCAAGGCGAUAAGUUCCGCAUUAGCUUGGAUGGUAUACGAAGAGUUGAUUCGGAGAGCAGAGACUACGCUAUAUUCAAGAGAUACGAAAGAGCAUGUAUAA